AUGGAAUUCAGUAGCAAACUUGGUGAAGGGGGCCUUGAAUUGGUCUCAGUAAUAUGCUAUAGGCUUUGGCUUAGAAGAAAUGAUUUGAUAUUUAGAAAUCUUUUCUGUGGACCAAAACACUUCAUUAAAGCUGCUUGUACUGACAUUAUAGAUUUUUCAAUGGCUAUUGUGGAGCCUAGGGAGGGGCGGGAUACAGGUCUAUCUCCAGUCGAAGAAAGGGAAGGCCGAGACACAGAUUGCUUAUGGAAACCUCCAUCUGGAGCAAGGCUAAAGGUCAAUUUUGAUGCCAGCUUCCUUAAACCAGUACAGAAGGUGGGGCUGGGCAUUGUUAUACGAGACUCAAAGGGGGACCCAAUGGUGAUGGUAGCUGGCCAAAGAGAUUCAGUAAACUCAGCAUAUCUAGCCGAAGGGGAUGCCUUAUCAAGAGCCUUCUCUUUAUGUGCAGACCUUGGAGUAGAUGAGGCAGAUUUUGAAGGGGAUGCAAAGAUGGUCAUUGAUGCAAUAUUAGACCCUACACCUGAUUCAUCGUGGAGUGGGCAACUUGUUGAAGACCUUAAGAAAGGACUGUCGUCAAAGACUAAUUGGAAACUAACUCAUGUUAGAAGGGAUGGGAAUCGGGUAACUCAUGUAUUAGCAAAGCUAGCUUUGCCUUUAGAUUGUGAAUUCGUUUGGAUGGAGGAUGGACUCUAUGUGGCCAUGCCUUACAUUGCUUCGGACAAACCCGACUGCAUGCCAACUGCAUUUACCGACUGCGUCUAG
Messenger RNA from Carya illinoinensis, 759 nucleotides. RefSeq lists its product as uncharacterized. The coding region runs from base 1 to 759 and encodes 252 amino acids. The transcript is spliced from 2 exons. Gene Ontology annotation, molecular function: nucleic acid binding; RNA-DNA hybrid ribonuclease activity. NCBI's taxonomy places the organism in Eukaryota, Viridiplantae, Streptophyta, Magnoliopsida, Fagales, Juglandaceae. The record is from RefSeq and is a predicted model, not a curated record.